Messenger RNA from Podarcis lilfordi (Lilford's wall lizard), 8872 nucleotides. The record is from the annotation of a GenBank genome assembly. Lineage: Eukaryota; Metazoa; Chordata; Lepidosauria; Squamata; Lacertidae.
CCCGAAGGCACCAAGCUGAAAAGCGCCCUAGAAGAAAAGGAUGGGCGGCUUUCCCGUUAUUAAUGGCCGUUCAGACCUGAGUGAAGUUAAAUGGCAGCGCCGUUUUGGCAAGGGGGCAGCACCGAGCCUCUUCCUCCUCCAUCCUUGCACGGAGCGCCUCGAAGGAAGGGCGCUCCCGGCUGCGGCCCUUGCCCUGCGCACGCUUACCUGAGAGCAACCCCCUCCCCCCUGAGCGCGGCAGAGACUGCCUGAGGAGAAGGCGCCUUCCGUAGCCCUGGGCGGGGCCAGCCCCUCGCUCUCCGGCCUCCAUCUUUGAAUCGGGCAUGAAAAAACCCCUCCGGCCCUUAAAAGGGAGGGAGGGGGCGCUGCGCUCUUUUAGCUCCGCCAUCUUCGUAACGGGAAACGUGCGGGCGCCUCUCUCAUGCCUUGUGAGGGCAGAGGGAGUGGGCGGGGCCUCCGGGGGGAGGAGGAGGCGGUUGUUGUUUGGAGGAGGAGGGGGGCCCAUAAGUGUCUUGGGGAGGGUCAAAGGUGAGAGGUCAGGGUUCCGAGUGGUGGCCCCCGAGGGGGGUGGGGAGGCUUCGGCGGAGGAAGAACUGAGAGGCGCUGGCAGGUAAUGCAACCCUUUCCCCCCUCCCUCUGGAGCCCUUCUUGGAAGGGGAGGGGGGAAGGUGUUUGUUUCUGUCCCCCCUUCUUCCUCCUCCUCCCCCCGUUAGCGUUGUUUGUCUGGAGAUAUUGUGAUCUGCCGCCCCCGCCCUCAAAGGGAUGAACGUGCGUUUUGCCGUAUUGCUGGAGCAGAACCCAGGAGUCCGGGCUCCCUGUUUCCAUCCCUCGCUGCGACCCGUUAGAAAGGACCCCACUGUCUACUACUCACCCACCCCCAAAAAGAGAGUCCCAGGGUCUGGGUAGGGGUAGCCUUUUCUGCCUGCCCUUUUCUGGGGACCCUGGAGACGUUGCUUCUUGACCCUCCCUGCUUAAAUGUGCUAGUUUACCUUCCUUCCCAAUGGCAAAAGUUUCUCCUGAUAGAUUAGGCAGCAGUUCUCUUUAAUAAGAAUGAUUCUUGUUUCGAUACAAAUGCUUACAGAAAUAGUGGGUAGCAGGUGCUGCUUUAGAAGAGGCAUUAUAUGCAAUUCUCUUCAAAUAUGGUCCAUGCGUGUGGUCAAAAGGAAAGGUUGUUGGGUUGCCUCUCAAGUACUGUUUCAUCCACAUAACUUAAGCCAAUUUAAUAUGUAUUACAGUCAACUAAAGCCCUUAACAUUUCCCCAGCUGCUAUUUCCAUAACAUUAACGUGUGUACCCCUUAUCUUUUUUGUUUGCCUGUAGGAUGACGAACAUGGCGGAUAACCACAAGGAGAGCUGGGCGGCCCUGGUUGCUGCAGCAGAACAGUACCGGCGUCAGACAGGCAAUGAGAUAGUGCUGCUCACCGCCUUCAGGGCCCCACCCCCUGGUGGCUUCAGCUACGCACAGCAUGGAAGUGGGGCUCUGGCUGAUGCCGUUCAACGCUACCUCGAAGAUAUCGCGGUGGUUCACAAGACCACCGCCUUUACCUAUGCUGCCCGUCCUCCUUCUGCCCCCCGCCCAGGUCCCACCAACGGGUCUUACUCCAGGAGCUGCCCCUCUACCAAUGCCUCAGAUGAGCCUGCCCCACACAGGACACCUACCCCCCAGGGGCCCUUGCCCCAGGCUUCUGGAGGCCAGGAGCCCGAAGAGGAAGACGAUGAAGGAGACAGGAACACAUUGACAGAAUUGGAGCAGCCAGGUGGGAGAGAGCAUCCCAGUGACACCACUGGUACGUCUAUGUGCAGUCGGUGGUUUGUUUGUGGAAAAAAUAUAUUUAUCUUGGCUUUCCUUAAAAUGCUUACAGUGGCUGUCAGUAGCAUCAUUGAAAUGCUGUAUAAUCACUAAAAAUGGGGAGUGAUAGGCAACAUCUUAACAAAUAACGCAAAAAGUCACAGCAGCCAGAAGUAAAUUCAUUAAAGCAACAUUCACACCAUACAUUGAAAUCACAAUGAUACCAUUGAAACAGUUGUGGCUUCCCUCAAAGAAUUCUGGGAGCUGUAGUUUGUUAAGGGUGAUGAAAGUUGUUGUGAGAUCCUACUCCUCCCCCAGAGUUUAAAAAUCUUUGUGAUUUAAGAAUCAAUCCCUCUUCCCAGGGAACUCUGAAUUGUAGGUCUGUGAGAAGAGGAGGGGUUUCUUAACAAUUCUCAGUUGUUACCCUUAAGCUCCCUUUAGUAUCGCAGUGCUUUAAAUAAAUGGUGUGAAUGUGUCCUACAUUAUUCCUGCCUCCCAGGAGCUGCUGCUAGGACUGUCCCUUCUCAAGUAGCCUGGAGCAUUCUCUGCUGUGGAUGUGUCCCCAGAGGAAACCACCAGACCUCUUUCAAUUCAGGAAGGCAAGCUUUGCAGCACUAACACUCACCUGAAUCAGUCUGCAUAGGAUAAUGCUUGGUUCAAAGCCAUUAUUAUUAUUAUUUCAUCCUCAACAAGAGUUUGUUCCAUGCAUGAGGUUUGUCCAUAGCAAUAUCAAGAUUUCCUUUUGUGGAAAACUGCUGAAAGUGUGCCUUUAACUCCUAGAAACUUGGUGUUUCUUUCUUCACCGCAAAAUCCUGAGUAUUUUGCCUGUUCUGGUCAGGAUGCAUGAGUCUUGUUCAGAGCACAGAUAAUAAACAGAGAUAAUGAGCUGAAAUUCUGGUGUGACUUUCUCAUUGAAUCUGCUUCUUCCAAAGUAACGCUUUCUUCACUCGUGUUGGAUGUUUCCUGACACCUAGCACGCAGUAGUUGGGUCUCAAGCUCUACAAGUAAUUGUAGGGUGCUGCUUUUGCCAGCUGAAUAGGAGACGCCCUUUUCUCAGAAACUCAACUUUGGAUAAUGCUUUUUUCCAGAUCAGAAUCCAUAUCCAGGCACACAGCACAUCACCAUCCUUGCCUUCCCAAAGGGGAGAGGAGCUCUUCACCAUUUUAGCAAUACUUGAAAGUAUAAUUUUCAACUCUUUAAAUCUGUCCCCUAAAGAGUUGCAAUAUAGCCCCAAGCUCACAACCUAGAAACAAAAGUGUUUCAAAAUGGUGUUUAUGGUGAUGGAACUUGCGGAAUUGACCACUUUAGUGGGAGUGGUGGUUUGAUAACAGAAAAAGACCCUGUGUGAGAGACAGGGAAGGGAAGAUCUCUCAGGGUGGGAGCCUGGGAGACGAAUGGGAUGCUCCCAGGUGGAAGCUGGGAGGGUCCACCCACUUUUGUAUGAGACAAGGGUUAAGAUCUACCUCUGGCAGAGGGCUUUGUAUUCCCACCCACCCCUUUUGCUUUUGCUUUUUUACUAUUUAGAAUAAUUUGGUUUUUAUCAUAUUGUGUGCUGAAAAGUUUCGAUAAAAAAAUUAAAAACCAAAAACACACCACCUGCCAAUACCCAUUGAUAGCUUUAUCCUCCAUGAAUUUGUCUAAGCCCCUUUUAAAGACGUUAAAGUUUGGUGCCACUAUUACAUCCUGUAAUAGUGAAUCCCAUCAUUUUAACUAUGUGCUGGUCCAGUUGCCGUCCCAGAAAACUGGACUGCUGACGUACAUUGCGAUCAGAUGUUAUCGCAGAAAAAUACGAUUUUCGUGUAACGUUGCUUCUGUGCCGCUUAUGGAGAUGUAGCAAAACUGGCUGUCAGGUUUCCAGGCUCUGUCCCAGCUCCCAUUUUAGCUUAUAUUUUGAUGUGUAAAUAAUGAGAAAUGCAGUAUUUUUCAGAGACUGAACACAAAUGCUUUGUCCUUUAAUCUGUACCUCUCGGCACUGAAAAAAACAACCCCUCUCCCACGCUUUCCCUCUGGUACGUUCUUAAAUCAGAAAUGCUUUUUAAAAAUAAAAAAUCACCUCCUCAUCUGGUGAGGAGUUCCACGCAGGUAUAUGAUGUUAAAAUUGGCCACCGACCCAGGUGGCUUUAAAAUAGACAGACUAGCAAAAAUGAAUAGAUCAAUGAGUAAUAAAUGUUGGAGAUGCAAUAAGAUGAAGGGCACUCUAUACCAUAUGUGGUGGACAAGUUCAGAGAUCAAAAAAUCCUGGGAAAUGAUCCAUGAAGAAAUUAAAAAAUUAAUAAAGGUUUCAUAUAACAAAAGGGCAGAAGCAUACUUAUUAGGAAUUUUGAGUAAGGAUAUCCCCGAAGAUAAAAUUAACAUAUUCCUAUACGCAACAACAGCAGUGAGAACGCUGGUGGCCAGUUACUGGAAAGGAAAUAACAUCCCAACAAAAAGGGAAUGGUUAAGUAAACUAUGUGAGUAUCUGGAGUUAGCAAAAUUGACAGAUAUAAUAAGGCAUAAAUCUAAAACUAUGGUACAGAAACAAUGGGAAUGCUUAAAUGAAUAUUUACACAAACAGGGAUCAAACCUGAAAGUUUGGUGGUGCUUAGACUAACCUUGUGAAGAAUACUGAAAAUACAAAGAUUAGAUGGACUACGAAAGUAUUUAAGGAAAGGAAGUGACUGAAGAACAGGUGUAAAGGUGAAUUAGAUAACCAAGAGACGUGCGGUGAAUGCGGUGGAAGUCUUUUAUAAUAUUUUAACUAGGAUUUAAAUAUUGUAAUGUUUGAAGUAUGAAUUUGGAAUAAUUGAUUAUGAAAAGUAUUUUUUCUCUUCAUUCUUUUUCUUGUUUCUUUAUCUUUUGUCUUUCUUCUUUUCUAGUUUGCAUUCUGGAAAAUUGUGUAGACAAAAUGUUUUUAUGUAUGGUUAUGUAUUGUUUCUAUUUCUUUUUUUUCCUAUUCAUUUUUUGGUAACAUUUAAUAAAAUUUAAUAAAAAAAGGAAAAAAAUAAAAGAGGAUUGUACAAAUUUGUGGAGGAGAGGGCUCUCAACGGCUAUGAUCCAUGCUGUCUAUUCUCUGCCUCUGCAGCUGGAGAUAAUAAUGCUUCUGAAAACCAGUUGCUGGAAACCACCAUGUGGGAGUGUUCUCCUGCGCUUGUAGGUUUCACGCAGGGCAUCUGGUUGGCCACUCUUGGGAGCAGAAAGCUGGGUUAGAGGAGCCAUUGUCCUGAUCAAAUGGGUUCUUCUUAGUUUUUAAAGUUGCCACAGGAAGGGGAAGACGCUUUGCUUACAGUUGCCACUUGCAUCUCAGUUGAGAGAUGGAACUUGAAGCAAAAUAUAGCUGUACCUAACUAGUGAGGGAUCCCAGUAUAAUUGGGGGCUGGGGGGGUUCUCCGGAUGUGACUGUGUUGAUCGCUUGAUAAGCAGUCCCAGAACGGCUACUUCUCAUGUUCAAAUAGAACGUCCCUGUGCAUACAUCUCAGCGAGAUCUAAUUCUGUUUUGUUUUUAAUUCAUUUCCAGGUUUGUUUGUGAUGGACGAGGAUUCUCCAAGCCAGGAAUAUGAGCCUUUCUUCGACUCUGAUCUGGAGAGCACUGACGGUGAGUGGCAGCUGAAUGUCCCACUUUUUUUCUUUUAGUCUCUUCACUCCCUCUGCCAGCUUCCCACAAUGUACGUACUAUGCUGACUGCAAAUGUGGAAGAAGCCAAGAUACUGCUGAUUGCAUUAGGUAAAGGGACCCCUGACCAUUAGGACCAGUCGUGGCCGACUCUGGGGUUGCGGCGCUCAUCUUGCUUUAUUGGCCGAGGGAGCCGGCGUACAGCUUCCAGGUCAUGUGACCAGCAUGACUAAGCCGCUUCUGGCAAACCAGAGCAGCGCACGGAAACGCCGUUUACCUUCCCGCCGAAGCGGUAUUUAUUUAUUUAUCUACUUGCACUUGGACGUGCUUUCGUACUGCUAAGUUGGCAGGAGCAGGGACCGAACAACAGGAGCUCAACCCCAUCACGGGGAUUCGAACCACCGACCUUCUGAUCAGCAAGUCCUAGGCUCUGUGGUUUAACCCACAGCGUCACCCACGUCCUUGCUGAUUGCAUUAGGCCUGGAGUCAUUCAAGACUUUAUAGGUAUCUUGAGGGAGCAGUUUUUCCCACAUCCCCUCUCUCUUUGUCAGGAUCUUCCUUGUAGGGCAUCGGAGAGGAUCAGCACUCAGAGGAGCGAAGUGGUGAGAGUGUACCAGAGAAACUUGGGUUUUAAUCCCUGCUUGGCCCUGAAGCUCACUGGGUGCCCUUGGGCCAGGCUAGCCUACCUUACAAGGUGGUCUAUGAGAAUAAAAGAGGUGACCCCCCCCCCAAUCUCCACACUUGCUGCUUUGAGCUGCUCAGAGGAAGGAUACAAUAAAUGUGAAUAAUGGGUACAAGGAGAAGGGCUCUGUUGUUUCAUGCAUUCAUUAACUUUUUUUAUUCUACCAGGGUUUUGAAGGGAGGUGGCAGCAGAAGCUAUGUGCAUCCUAAUGACAAACGAAUUGCCUUUCCCGGCCAAAUGUCCCCAUAGCCCUUUUGUUCUACCUCCAGCAAAGUCAAAGCAGAUGUCUCGGGAAAGCUUGCAAGUGGGCAGACCACCUCCUAAUAACUUGGCUCCAAAUAUCACAUACCUCUUAAGAUGUAUCACCCGGCAACAGACUUGGAGAUACUGCCUUGGAACAUGGAAGCUCCAUGUUCAUCUUACAAACUGUAAGGCAAGCCGGGAAGAGUCUGUCUAAAAAACCUUGCAAAACGGCUUCUAGAGAUGCAUCUAAUUUUGCUGUCCAGGUGAGGUAGGGAAAAGAGAUCAGCAAAUAUGUUGGGCUGUUCUGACAAGAGCCUCAGGCCAUUGGGAACCACUUGAUCUAGUAAUUGCAAGAACUGGUGGGCAAAGGAAAGGAGUAACGUUUAGGAGAUUUUAUCUUGGUUCAGCACUUCCGGAAGGGAGUCUGACACUCUUUUGUUACUGCUAAAUUUACAAAAGAUAAGGGAUGCAUGUCAGGGACUUUAUACAGUAGGAAGGAGACAUUUGCUUGAAAUGUGCAUGCCUGGCUUCCUGUAGUGGAGUCUCUCUUCAGGCCUCUCCUGGCCAAAACUGAACCUUCCUUGCUAUGACAUCAAAAGUUGGAGGUUUCAUGGGGUGCUGCAAAACAACAUCACUUGUCUGUAAAAAACAUACCUUUUCAGUGCAGUCUUGGGUCCUUAACUGUUGUUGGACUACAGCAUCCACAGCUAGCAGGACCAGUGGUCAGGGAUUAUGGGAGUUGUAGUCCAACAACAGCUGAGGAGCCAAGUUUGAGAAACACUGCUUUAGUAAGUUUUAGGAAUUCGAAAUAAAUGGGAGCAUAGUUCCUACGAGAGUGAUGUUAUCCCUUCCCUCCUGUAGCUAGGGAGGAGGAUGCUUUCUGAUGGUUCAUUUCUUUUUAUUUCCUUCCGUCCUUCUGACCCAUUUUUCUCCCCACAUUUCUCUCCCGCAGAUGGGAGUCUAAGUGAGGAGGCUCCUGGCCAGACAGCCCCUCCACCCCUCAGCCAUCAGUAUGCCAAGUCCUUGCCUGUCUCAGUGCCUAUCUGGGGCUUCAAAGAGCAACGGCAAGAGAUGCGAUCCUCUGAUGAAGAGAACAGCAAGGUGGGUAGGAACUGAGAAUGUGUGAAAGCUCUUCUAGGUAGAGAUCUGAAUUUAGAUGUAGGAUGGGAGCGAUCUAGUUUUGCUGAUGUAAGUAAUUAUUUAAGACAAAUAACGAAGACUUCUCCACCUGGCUCCCCCUCCCUUGCUCCUCAAUACAGCAUUCGUCCCCCGACCUGGAGAAAAUUGCCGCCAGCAUGCGAGCUCUGGUGCUGAGGGUGUCAGAUGGCACAGAGAUGUUUGGGGACCUGCCUCGGCCGCGCCUCAACACGAGCGACUUCCAGAAACUACAGCGGAAAUACUAAUGGAUCUGGUGGCCCUUUGUCCCACCCCUUCCUCUGUUUGUGCCCUUUUAUUUCUUCCCCCCCCCCACAUCCAAAUCGGUGGACAGGGUUGGAAGCUCCCCUCAAGCCAUACAGCUCGAAUUCCCUCCCCUCUUUUUCCCCACCCUCCCCUUCCUGAGCUCCCACAAGCUUUAAAUUAAAGUGAUGACCUCAAUCUCCACACUACAGCUGGCGUGGAGGGUCCAAUUGUCUCCUCUCCACGCCAGAAAUUCUGUCCCACUUUCCCCUUCUAUCCUAUCUAAUUGAGGAGGUACAGUUGUUGUUGUUGUUGUUUUCUGAGAUGGGUCCCCGACACAUAGAAGAGGGAAAUGGAACACUACAGAUGGAUACUGACAACAAAUACACCCCCAUAUCUGUUCUUGCCACCACCAUCAACCCUUCCAAUCUUACCCCAGCAUCUGGCUGCGGUGGGUUCCCUUCGUCAGUUCCCCAAGCCCCCCCCUCUUUUUUUGCUUUCUUCCUCCCAAAAUAAGUGUCUUAAAAUAUCCUUUGCACAUAAGCUGGGUUUGUCUAUACACUUGACCUAACUGACCCUUUGCAGAGCAGGGCAGCAGUGGUGGGGGAAGGAAUCCUGUCGUUUUGUGCUUGCCCCACCUCCCCCUCCCCCACUUUCCCCCAUGCAUAGCUCUCUCCCAGUUUCCAGGAGCGGUACUUCAGGGUCCUUUUUUCCCUCUUGGGGGGGAGGGGUGGUGCAAAGGUGAGGCUGCUCUCAUGGCAGGCGGGAUGUAAAAGCGGCUCUAGGAGUCACCUACACCCCUCCGGUUAUCUUCCACCCACCCCCUCGCUGCCCCAGCAUAAUACUUUUGUAUCAGAUUUUUCAAGGGCGCUUUGUGGCCCUGGCCCUCUAUUUUUGUCCAAAGAUGAUUGGUGAAUUGGAAGGGAGAGGAUGUAUUUUUUUUUCUCCUUCCUGCAAACCUACAAGCCAAUAAUAAUAAUAAUAAUAAUUAAAAAAAAGCUGUCUUUUACCAACUCUUUUGCUGUAUUGUCUGAUUGACAGGAAGUGAGUUAGAAGGGGGGGGGAGUUACAUCUCCAGAAAGGUGGUGGGAUGGCAGGCCUUUGUGGAAGACCUCUUCCUGUACCACCAGCUACCUUCAUCCAGACAUGUGAGCGGAGCAAAACAGGAGGGGG